Molecule: messenger RNA, 506 nt
Organism: Abrus precatorius (Indian licorice)
Lineage: Eukaryota; Viridiplantae; Streptophyta; Magnoliopsida; Fabales; Fabaceae
Product: zinc finger Ran-binding domain-containing protein 2-like
Exons: 3
Coding region: 78-506 (142 amino acids)
Cellular component (GO): cytoplasm
Molecular function (GO): mRNA binding
Source: RefSeq, a predicted model, not a curated record
ACAAGCUAUUCUAAAACUACUAAUAUAGCAACAACAGAUCAUUACUUGUGUGAUACUGCAUCUCCUUAAAAGGAAAAAUGAGCUGGUCUGGAGGAGAUUGGAUGUGUGGUGUUUGCCAGCACAUAAAUUUCAAGAAGAGGGAUGUAUGCCAAAGUUGUGGAUACCCCAAGUAUGGGGGUCCUGACCCAUCAACCUAUAGAUACAACAAGAGUGAAGCACUGGCAGGGGACUGGUUUUGCACUACUAUGAACUGUGGAGCUCACAAUUAUGCAAGCAGAUCAAAUUGCUAUAGAUGUGGGACAUUGAAAGAUGAUUAUUCUUCAGGAUAUGGAGGGAACAUGGCAGGUUCUGGAGGAUAUGGAUCCGACAGUUUCCCACCAGGAUGGAAGACUGGCGACUGGAUUUGCCCAAGAAUUGGAUGUGGAGUGCAUAAUUAUGCUAGCAGGACAGAAUGCUUCAAAUGCAAAAUGUCAAGGGAUUUUGGUGAGAAAAGUUUAGUCUUCUGA